GAUCGGGAGAAGGGAGUGAUUUAGCCCAUAUAUAACAUAUGUUGUAGUGCGUUCGUUUGGCUAUCGACGUACAACUACAACGUUACUUCCGUAAAUAAAAAUCGCUCCCACCGUCCAAUCACAUCUCUUAUUUGAGACCAGAAAUUAUGAAUUUGCAGGAAUAUUUUGCAAAAAUUGGUUUCCAAGGCUCAAAUGCAAAACCGGAUCUGGCAACACUGAGGCAGAUCCACAGACAGCAUGUCAUGGUGAUCCCAUUUGAAAACCUCAGCAUUCACUGUGGUGAGAGAAUCACGUUGGACCUGCAGGUUAUUUUCGAUAAGGAGGUGAGAAGCAAUCGUGGCGGUUGCUGCUUAGAAAACAACUGUCUGUUCAACUGGGUGCUGAGAGAAAUGGGCUACGACGUAACAAUGUUAGGAGCCAGAGUUUUCGACACAGACACCAACGAUUUCACCGCGACAGAAGAUCAUCUCAUCAACAAAGUUGUGAUUGAUGGAAGAGCUUACAUUGCGGAUGUGAGCUUCGGGAUGUCGUCUCAAAUCCUGGAGCCACUGGAGCUCAUCUCAGGGAAGGAGCAGCCUCAGCCUGUAGCAGUCUUUCGUCUGGUAGAGGAGGGGGAGACCUGGGUGCUGGAAAAGACAAGCAGGAAGAAAGUUACCGCGGCAGAGUUUUCUGAUUCACCCUUGAUUGACAAGAAGCCGUCAGGAAAGAUCUACUGCUUCUCCUUGGCUCCCAGGCAGGUCGACCAUUUCCUGGAGUUCAACCACAGCCUUCAGACAGAUCCUGAUUCACUCUUCACCAAUAAAUCAAUCUGCUCCCUGCAAACACCGACAGGAUUCAGAGGCCUGGUCGGCCUGAGCUACAGCCAGGUCACCUUCAAACCUGAGGAAGGAGUAGAUCUUAUCGACAUGCAGGACAUACCAGAAGAGGAAGUGGAGCGGAUUCUUUGGGAGAAGUUUGGUGUGAAGCUGCAGAACAAGCUGAAGCCUGUGAACCAAAAAGCAUCCUUUACUCUCUAAAAAAAAAAAAAAAGAUGGGUGAAAAAAUAUACUGGAACAAGUGGCAACAAUGUGAUUAUUGUCCAUUAAAUCCAUUAAAUGUUUGAUUUAAAAUACACUCAAAACAAUCACAAAAAAUAAACAAUUAAUUCCAAUAAA
Messenger RNA from Cynoglossus semilaevis (tongue sole), 1154 nucleotides. Its product is annotated as arylamine N-acetyltransferase, pineal gland isozyme NAT-10-like. Bases 147 to 1016 code for a protein of 289 amino acids. The transcript is spliced from 2 exons. The record is from RefSeq and is a predicted model, not a curated record. NCBI's taxonomy places the organism in Eukaryota, Metazoa, Chordata, Actinopteri, Pleuronectiformes, Cynoglossidae. Gene Ontology annotation, molecular function: arylamine N-acetyltransferase activity.